AUGAUGCAAUUGGAGCUCGGCGCGGCCGUUUUGGCUGCUGUCCUCGGCAUUGGGACUGUCUCAGCGUUGGACAAUGGCCUCGCCCGCACUCCCCAGAUGGGAUGGAAUACCUGGAGUUCCUUUGGUUGCGACCUCAACGCUAAUGUCAUCCUGGACACGACCCGGAAGAUCGUCCAAUACGGCUUCAAGGAUAUUGGCUACGAGUAUAUCAUCCUGGAUGACUGCUGGUCGGACGGCCGCAACGCCACGGGAUACCUGCAGCCCAACAUGACCAAGUUCCCUGACGGCAUUAAGGGCCUGGCCGACCAGAUCCACGACUUGGGCAUGAAGAUCGGCAUCUACUCCAGCGCCGGCACCAUGACCUGCGCGCGCUACGCCGGCUCCCUAGGCCACGAAGACCAGGACGCCGCCGUCUGGGCCGAAUGGGGUGUCGACUACGUCAAGUACGACAACUGCUUCAACGAGGGUGAGGAAGGCACCGAGAAGCUGUCCUAUGACCGCUAUAACGCCAUGAGCAUGGCCCUCAACAAGACCGGCCGGCCCAUGCUGUACAGCAUGUGCAACUGGGGUGUCGACGGCCCGUGGCUCUUUGGUCCGACCAUCGCCAACUCGUGGCGCAUCACGGGGGACCUGAUCGACACCUUUGACCGGGAUGAUCCGCAAUGCCCUUGCGUCGAGAAGGAGGGCCUGGACUGUAAGGUUCCUGGCUUUUACUGCUCCUUGAUGAACGUGGUGAACAAGGUCGUCUACUUCCCCUCCAAGGCCUUUCCCGGAGCUUGGAACGAUAUGGAUCUUCUGCAGGUUGGGAACGGUGCAAUGACUGACGAGGAGUACAUCACCCACUUCUCGAUCUGGGCCGCCAUGAAGUCCCCGAUGAUCAUGACCAACGUGUUCGCCGAGAUCGACGCCCGCACGCUGUCCAUCCUGCAGAACACGGCCGUGCUGGCCGUCUCGCAGGAUUCGGCCGGCUCCUCUGCGACCCGUCGCUGGCGCUACUUCGUCAAUGACACCGACAGUUUCGGCCAGGGCGAGAUCCAGCUCUUCACGGGCCCGCUCUCGGGCGGCGACCAACUGGUACUGUUCCUCAACGCGGGCACCCGGGAUCGAGACAUGAACGCUACGCUCGAGGAGAUCUUUUGGGAGAGCGGGGUGGGCGGCAGAGCGCCGCAGGUCCGGGAGGCGUGGGAGAUUUAUGACCUAUGGGCGGAUCGGCUGUCGAACGCCCAGGCGGCAGGCAUCAUUGCGGGCAACGCCACGAUCCCAUUCAACAUGACUGCGCACGGCGGCUCGCCCAGGGAGGUCUACGCGCAGACGCCGCCGUCCAACAGCACGGCACUGAUGGGCACCAAGGUCGGGACGGUGUCACCGGGCGGGAAAGUCACGGUGAAUGUGAAGGCACACGGGGUGGCGAUGCUGCGAAUGAGACAGCAGCCUGGCGGGGACAAAGAUGAGCUCUGA
Messenger RNA from Penicillium daleae, 1458 nucleotides. Its product is annotated as glycoside hydrolase family 27 protein. Gene Ontology annotation, molecular function: alpha-galactosidase activity. Bases 1 to 1458 code for a protein of 485 amino acids. Lineage: Eukaryota; Fungi; Ascomycota; Eurotiomycetes; Eurotiales; Aspergillaceae. Gene Ontology annotation, biological process: carbohydrate metabolic process. The transcript is spliced from 3 exons. The record is from RefSeq and is a predicted model, not a curated record.